UUCAAUGUCUUCCAGGGUUAUAGAGUGAGUUAGAAACUAGCCUGGGAUACAUGAAAUCCCGUCUCAAGAUUAAGAAAAGCAAAUAAACUUCCAAGGAGUCCUACGCACCGCCGCUUGUGCGGCCGCCAUGUCUCUAGUGAUCUCUGAGAAGUUCCAGCACAUUUUGCCAGUACUCAACACCAACAUCGAUGGGCAGCGGAAAAUAGCUUUCGCCAUCACUGCCGUUAAGGGUGUGGGGCGGAGAUAUGCUCAUGUGGUGUUGAGGAAAGCAGACAUUGACCUCACCAAGAGGGCUACCCAGCUCACGGAGGUUGAGGCGGAGCGUGUGAUCACCAUCAUGCAGAACCCACGACAGUACAAGACCCCAGACUGGUUCUUGAGCAGACAGAAGGAUGUGAAGGGUGGGAAGUACAGCCAGGUUCUGGCCAAUGGUCUAGACAACAAGCUGUGUGAGGACCUGGAGCUGCUGAAGGAAAUUCGAGCCCAUGGUGGGCUGUGCCUCUUCUGGGGCUUUCGUGUCCGCGGUUAGCACACCAAGACCACUGGCCACAGCGGCCGUACUGUGAGUGUAUCCAAGAAGAAAUGACUCCUUGGGCCUUUGCUGUUAAUAAUUAGUUUAUAUGCCUAUGAAAAAUAAAGAAAAGUAAAUAAAAGCACAUUUGUGCUACCA
Molecule: messenger RNA, 670 nt
Organism: Rattus norvegicus (Norway rat)
Lineage: Eukaryota; Metazoa; Chordata; Mammalia; Rodentia; Muridae
Source: RefSeq, a predicted model, not a curated record